Clunio marinus is the source of this 210-nucleotide messenger RNA. Lineage: Eukaryota; Metazoa; Arthropoda; Insecta; Diptera; Chironomidae. The record is from the annotation of a GenBank genome assembly.
AUGGAUUCAAGAAGUGGGCCAGGAUUAGAGAAAGAAAAACAUUUGAGAUCUGAACUGAGAGAUUGCAAGAAGAGAUUUCAUUUUCACAGCAGUGUUGAGGAAACUGUAAAAGAAAAAGGGGAUCGAGUUUGCGGGUGUCAAGAUUCUGGUUUUGAAAUUUAUGAGCGUUUUAUGGGCGAAAAAAGAUAUUUUUUGUUGGGACAACUUUAA